UUUUUAAAAGGGAGAGUGAAGAGCAAGUCUUGUUCUUCUCUGGGUGGUGGGCACAUGAAUUGGACCUUGUUCCUAAUAGUUUGACCUUAGUUGGGAACAAAGUAAAACCAAGAAAACUUUUAACUUUAUCAAAUGGGACAUCAAGGUGAAAUGAGUUGGUGUUUGGUGCUCAUGGGGGUUCUGCUGUCGCUUGGUUCCCUGUGUUGGGGAGAGAAGGGCCUGGAGGUCCCCGAAUAUGAUGGGCAAGACCGUGUCCAUCAAAUGACCAACAAGAACUACAAGUCUGUGAUGAAGAAAUACGAUGUCAUGGUGAUCUACUUCCACAAACCUGUUGGCGAGGACCGCAUCUCCAGAAAACAGUUUGAGGUGGAGAAACUUGCUUUGGAGUUGAUAACAAGCCCCGCCGCCCUGACCUAUCAGCUCGCCGCUCAGGUGUUGGAUGAUCUUGAGGAUGAGGACAUUGGAUUCGGCCUGGUGGAUUCAAAGAAAGACAUUGCUGUUGCUAAGAAGCUGGGUCUGGAUGAGGUGGACAGCAUCUACAUCUUUGCUGAUAACGAGAUCAUUGAGUAUGAUGGAGAGCUGGCGGCUGACACACUGGUGGAAUUUCUCUAUGACGUGAUUCAGGAACCUGUGGAGAUCAUCAGUAAUGAGAGAGAGCUCAAAGGCUUUCAUAACAUCGAGGAGGAUAUUAAACUGAUGGGUUUUUUCAAGACCGAGAAGUCUCCACACUUCAUUGAGUAUGAUGAUGCAGCUGAGGAAUUCCACCCCUUCAUCAAGUUCUUUGCCACAUUUGAACCAAAGAUUGCUAAGAAAUUAAACCUAAAGCUGAAUGAAGUGGAUUUCUACGAGCCCUUCAUGAGUGAACCCGUCACCAUCCCUGGCAAACCCUACACUGAAGACGACCUCAUAAACUACAUUGAGGAACACAACAGACCGACUCUGAGGAAAAUGGAACCCCACAGCAUGUACGAGAUCUGGGACGAUGAUAUUAAAGGACAACACAUUGUUGCCUUUGCAGAGGAGUCCGACCCUGACGGUUAUGAGUUCCUGGAGAUUCUGAAGGAAGUGGCUCAAGAAAACACGGAGAACCCAAACCUGAGCAUCAUCUGGAUUGAUCCCGAUGACUUCCCACUGCUGGUGCCAUACUGGGAGAAGACCUUCGGCAUUGACCUCUCGUCUCCUCAGAUCGGCGUAGUGGAUGUGGAGGAUGCUGACAGUGUGUGGAUGGAGAUGGAUGAUGAGGAGGAUAUGCCCACUGCUGAAGAGCUCGACACCUGGAUCGAAGAUGUGAUAGCAGGAAAAAUCGAUCCUGAUGACGAUGAUGAUGACAAUGAUGAUGAUGACGAUGAUGAUGAUGACGAUGAUGAUGACAAUGAUGAUGAUGACGAUGAUGAUGAUGACGAUGAUGAUGACGAUGAUGAUGACAAUGAUGAUGAUGACGAUGAUGACGACGAUGAUGAUGACAAUGAUGAUGAUGACAACGAUGAUGAUGACAAUGAUGAUGAUGACAACGAUGAUGACGAUGAAGACAAUAACAAUGAUGAAGAUGAAGAUGAGUAAAUUCUUGUCUCCAUCUCAGACAUCACUUCAUCGUUUUGAGCACACAUCCACGACAUUCAUCAACAUCAGUUUAGUUUAGAAAUCAUCCAUCUAUUCAAGUCACCAUCACGAACUGAACUCUCAUUGACUCGUCUGACACAAUGUCUCAUUGUUUAAAUUACCGGCAUGGUCAUUGGACACCAGUAUGCCAACUUAUGCGUCAGGAACAAUUCAUCAUUUCGGGGAUCACUGUACUUUUCUGUCCUUAUACUUGGAAUACUUGAGUGUGAUAAAUGUGUGUGUGAGCAAAAGCAGCAGGGGCUUGCUAAACAAUACAACAACCUUGUUGCAAUAACCUAUUUUGUUAAUAGUUUUAUUAAUAUUAUUUGCAUUUAUGAGAGCAGAGUAAAUGAUGCUCACUGGAAAGUCUUAACCUUCCACCCUCUGGAAUGUCUAAACAAAAAUGUAAAGGAGAAAAUACAACAAGAAAAGUCAGUGAAACAAAUUGUCAAUGAGUCAUCUUUUCUGUGAGUUUCAAAUUGAGACACUAGUUUUUUGUACUUUUAAGAAUUAAUUUGUCACACCUCAGGACUAUGUACUAGAGGUCAACCGAUAGUGGAUUUUGCCGAUACCGAUAACUAAGGUGGAGUGAAAGGUCUAUAACCGAUUAAUCGGCAGAUGGUACUAUAUUAAUAGCCAAAAAAAUAACAUACUUCACCGUUAAAUGAGUUGGAAAUAAUUAUAUUAAUAAAUGUAUUUGACUAUUUUUUCACACCUUUUAGCUGGAUGGAGAUUCUGAGCCAUGUAUGCAAACCAAAGGUGACGGUAGUAAUAACAGUGAUACAAAUCAUGACAAAGAUCACCUGUAUCCAGUGAGCCACACUGAUAAUCAUGCCUCUAUGUUGGCCACCUCCACCCUAACCAACGCUGCUCCUCAGAAUCACAGUUCAAUCCGAAUACAUGGCUGGAACACGAGAAAGCUGUUAUUAAAGAUCUGAAAUCCUGUAAAGAGGCUUAUGUGGUGACUGACUCAACUAAUUAAGAAUAUAGUUACUGUGUCAAAGUCUUACUGGAGAGCCACCUGCAGUCAAAAGAAAAUAUGUUUAUAAAAUAUGAAUAGGGAAAGGCUACUAUUGACCUGACAACAACAUCAAAGUGCAGGAAUUACCAAUACGAGAACUUAAGAGAAUGAUCAAAUAUUUUUAUGGUGUAUCCAUUAUGAUUUUUCCAAUCAUACCACUUCGAGAUGAACAAUGGCUAAUGUUAAGCUGAUUUCACAUAAAUUUGCCGGUUGAGUUUCAUUGCCAACCUUCUUACUAGGCUCAGAUAAGGAUGGGGAGGUAUGUCAGUCUGUGGCAGGAGGGACACAAGGUCUUGUGGCUUUCUCUCGUGAGAAAAGAAACCUGCGACCGCAAUGUUCUCGCACUGAGAACACGAACCAUUCAUAAAAUGCUGCCUGCAUGUGAUCGCAGCCCAGGCACAUGAGGCAGGUUUUAUGACCGUUAGAAGUGGCAUAGGGGCGUAGACUGCACAGCGUGCAGAGAGAGAGAACGCCAACUGGAAACGCGCCGUAGAUCCAACAGCAGUGCUUAUCACCAGUAGAGGUGAGUGGAAGAGUGGUGAACUCAGCUUGCUGUUGCACAACCGUCCGGCUCCGAAGAAAAAUUCUGACUGGCACUCGCUGCCCUGCUUCCCUUCGCUGCCCGCUUCCCUUUAUACCCGUAUGUCCGGGGAGGGGCAUGCAAAUUCUAUCUGCCAACUUGACAUUGGCCUUUUCUCAGGUUGUGAAAAAGACCCCUUGUGUCACUUCAUUCGACACAAUGUCAAAACUUGGUGAAAGCUAUAGUGACAUUUUGAAAUGUAUUUUUUAAAUUGGCACUACAUGUGGCAAUAGUAAUGCAUUACACAUAAAAACAUAAAAGCAAAAGCAGUAAAGGAUAUUUCAGCAAAAUUAUAUCAGCAAAUUGAGAGUCUGAUGUUUUUGAUGAACUUACAGCAUUACUCAAGUUGUUAUCAAGACACACAGAAAUCAACUCUCGGCAUACAAAAUGCAACAAUGGUGACAAUAACCAAACAUACUUUUACGUAAAAAAAUAAAAGAUGAACAUAAACAAUGUCAAAAUAAACCAGUAAAUAUGAAAAUUUCAACAACAGUAGAUGGUAUGUAAUUUGACAGCUAUAUGCUGCUAAAUUACAGUUGUAUACUGUAGCUGUAAAAACAGGAUCUAGCUGUUAAUUUCAGCAACAUCAAGACACCGUAAUUUUACAGUAACAUACUGGCAACCCUAUUGCCAGUCCCUCCCUCAUGUGGUACCCUUCCUGCAGGCUCAUCCUGACAUGACCAUCCAGCAUGAUAAUGCCACCAGCCCCCUGUUCAGGGACACAUUAUUCCAUUUUUGUUAGUCAUAUGU
Xyrauchen texanus (razorback sucker) is the source of this 3950-nucleotide messenger RNA. RefSeq names its product calsequestrin-1-like. Bases 133 to 1560 code for a protein of 475 amino acids. Gene Ontology annotation, molecular function: calcium ion binding. Gene Ontology annotation, biological process: regulation of skeletal muscle contraction by regulation of release of sequestered calcium ion. The transcript has 12 exons. The record is from RefSeq and is a predicted model, not a curated record. Lineage: Eukaryota; Metazoa; Chordata; Actinopteri; Cypriniformes; Catostomidae. Gene Ontology annotation, cellular component: sarcoplasmic reticulum lumen.